Molecule: messenger RNA, 1014 nt
Organism: Vanessa atalanta (red admiral)
Lineage: Eukaryota; Metazoa; Arthropoda; Insecta; Lepidoptera; Nymphalidae
Product: isochorismatase domain-containing protein 1-like
Exons: 5
Coding region: 163-774 (203 amino acids)
Cellular component (GO): cytoplasm
Source: RefSeq, a predicted model, not a curated record
CUUUCGGUUUUUCAAAGAACAGUGAAUGAAUGAAGGUGAACUUUGUGUUUUAAAGUUAAAAAUAGUGACCAUAGUGAUUACUGAUAAGUCACAUUCGUAAAUGGUAAUAGGAUUAAUUUGAUAAGAGCUAAGUUAGAAGUAAACAUUGGUUUUUAAUAUAAAAUGGCACGUAAUUUAUUGAAACUGGGAGCCUUAGAGGCACAAAAAACAGUGUUUUUACUGUGCGAUGUACAAGAAACAUUUCGACCCCAUAUUAAACACUUUGGAGAAGUCGUAAGAGUCGCAAAUAAAAUGCUAGAAGCAGCAAAACACUUUAAUAUACCAGUUUAUGUGUCAGAGCAAUAUCCCAAAGGCUUAGGUCACACCACCAAGGAUAUAAAUGUUGAUGGAGCAGCCCUUGUCUAUGAUAAAACUACAUUCUCUAUGUAUAGUCAAGAACUUAAAGACAGGCUGAAGAAGGAUGUACCGAACUUGGGGUCUGUGGUACUGUUUGGUAUUGAGACACAUGUUUGUAUAGAGCAAACAGUUAUUGACUUACUCAAUGAAGAUAUUAAUGUACAUGUGCUAGCUGAUGGGGUAUCGUCGAGGUCACUCAUGGAUCGAAACCUUGCUUUACAGCGCAUGCAAUCCAUGGGAUGUUUUAUAACCACCGCUGAGAAUGUCUUGUUCAAACUUUUGAGAGACAAAGAACACCCUGCAUUCAAAAUGAUCUCUAAAUUGAACAGAGAACCAACAGCUGAUGUAUUUGACUUACACGUGACUUCCAAACUUUAAUAACUCGAUUCCAGUCAUUGGGCUGUUUUGUUGGAACUUCUGAGAAUGUUUUAUUCAAGUUGUUAAAAGAUAAAAAUCACCCUGUUUUCAAACAAAUAUCAAAACUGAAUACUAAACCUACACCUUCUGAAUUUGGUGCCGAAGAUUAAAAAAAAAGAAUUAGUUCUCUGCCUAUACUUUUAAGAAAAAAAAAAUUUUAAAUAGUUUUUUAUUUGUUAUGAAAAAUAUUGUUGAUAUACU